AUGAGUUUCUUUAAACCGGUCGAGAAUAUCUCGGCUAUAGGGGACCGAGUCCCCGCCUUGGAGUCGUAUGUCCCAAACAGUAUAUUCUAUGUGAUCCUCUACGUAUUAGCACUCCCACCCAACAUUCUCUUGGCAUACAUGGGAUUGAAGCCGGGUUUAAUAACCUCAAGAGUCAAGUAUCCGACUCUAGGGAUGACGAUUGCCAAUCUGUUCGGCUUGAUAGGAUUUCUGAUCAUGUCAUUUGUGUAUCUGUUCGCUGUUUAUGAAGAGGUAAGCGGGCACAAUCUGUUUUGUCUAGGGAUUACAAAUUAUCAAUUUCGUGGCUUCAUUGUCCUCAAAUUACUGUUUAUGUUUUCAGUACAAAUUGAGCUUAUUUAUGGCCAGUUUUCUGAGGACCAUCCUCUUCAACUCUUCUUAUGUUUGUUACUUUGUGUUUCCUGUUCUGGCUAUCGACCAGUACUUGUAUGUAUGCCAAAACUACGAAAUGAAGAUACGAUCCUUGGCUGUGAUUAUCAGCAUUUGCUUUGCAAUUCCGAUGUUGGUGGCCAUAUACGACCUCUUCCUCCAGGAUGUCGUCUUAUACGACUACAUGUUCCUCUAUGUCAGGAUGUCGUUGUAUACGAACCUGGUGGGUCAAUUUUAUAAUAUUUUCACAAUGAUCCCGAAAAGGACAUAGAUUCGGAUUUUGUAUUAAGAAAUCGUGACUUUCGUCCGCGAAAACAAAAAAUAUAUUUAUAUAUCCGCGAUUUUCGUCCCGGCCUGUUCGGCGAGCCGUGUAUAGUCCGCAUGCAUGAUAUUGUAAGAAUAAAUAUGGAUCUUUCAGUUCGUAUUCUUUGUCCUGGCACCGUCCUUCUUCAUCUUCUCCUUUGUUUGUAACCUGCUGGUACUCUCGUCCAUCCUCCGACGCCAAAGCAAAACAGCUCGAAAGCAAAUCGGCCGAGCCCUCAACCCGCGCCAAUUGCAACAGCAGAAAAGUGUCGUAUACACAUAUAUUCUGCAGGCCUUCAUGCCGUUGGUCUUGGCCACUCCUUAUUAUAUUGCAAGUACGUCGUUUGCUUACUGAAUUACAAUUUUCCUCUUUCCAAACUCAAACAUCGCUUAUAAUUGGAAACAGAGAAACCACGAUUUGUUUUUCGGUCAUGUUGUCCUUAUUAUAGAAGCAAAAUGUAUCCUUAUAUUUCAGGCCUUUGCUUUAUGUUCAAUGUCGAAAUCAACUUGAAUUGGUUUGUGUUCGGAGAGGCGAUUAUCGGUGCCCACCCUCUCACAAAUGCCUUAACCACUCUACUUCUACUUAGACCAUACAGACGUGCCUUCAAAAAGAUAUAUCCAUAUUUCAACCGGGGAUCGUGGAAACGGAGAUAUGAUUCAAUCAACGAACCCAAUGCCACUAUGCAGAAGCCUGAUCGAGAUACGGACAGCGGGCUGGGACAAAAUAACGACAGUUCCAAUGGGAACAUGACGGCUGUCUCUCUUUGA
Messenger RNA from Bursaphelenchus xylophilus (pine wood nematode), 1476 nucleotides. NCBI's taxonomy places the organism in Eukaryota, Metazoa, Nematoda, Chromadorea, Rhabditida, Aphelenchoididae. The record is from the annotation of a GenBank genome assembly.